UAUGGUUGAAAAAAUUGAACCUCUCUAUACUCUACUUGUCACAUGAUUUGGCCUUAAAAUCUGGGUCCUUCUUAACUGCUCUUAAUUUACCUCACUGACCUCUCCUUAUUGUGUUUCACUACUUAAGAUCUUGAUUUCCAUACAUGUUACUAAUAGCAUAGCUUACUGUAUAACCACAAUAAUCAAUAGUAACAAAUGUAUGUACACUAUUUGUGAUGAACACAAUCUUUAUAUAGACACACACAAUAAAUCUGCUCCGUUAAAACAAAAAAGUAACAGAUGUACGAAAAUAAUCCAAAGUUUGCAAGGAUGAUAGGUUUCCAACUUGGGCAAACGAAAUAUAUAUAUACCUCUACCUUAAAAGUAGGAUUAAUUACCGGACAAACUGGGUGAUCCAUUAGUAUGUAAUGGAAUAGAAAUCGAGGAAAUAUGGAAGUGAACAUAGAUAUUCUGGGAUAAGCGAAUGCAUUACAUGAAGGGCUUACAAAUAUAGUGAAGUAAGGGACACUAACAUGACCUUUCUUUUAGUUGGCUUCCCUAUCUAUUAGGUUCAACAUAGUACGUUAAGUUUAAAAUCUUGUACAUCCACAUGCGGCUCUAAACUCAACCAAUCAUUUCAUGUUUCUUUUUCUUUCUGCAAAAACAAUGCCUCGUUUUCUAACAUCUUACUGUUGGAAAAUGCUAAAUAUGGCAGAAAAGAGAAAUGAAUUUCAGCAAAUUUUACUACAAAAACUGAGUUCCAAGAGAAGAGUUUAUUUGGUUUUUCUUUUUCGUUUUCAUUCACUUUGUUUGAAAUAAAAAUUGAAGAAGCAUCAAUAAGAGAGUGGAGAGGCAAUGAGCUCAGAUACCAAAGCAAGACCAACUAUGUCCCCAAAUGAGUUUUGAGGAAAACAAUGCACUAACACAUGGUGGCAUCUGCUUAUAGCGUGGAAAAAUCAUACAAUGCCCCCCUUUUCAAAUUCACUUCAAUAACAUUAUAGUACUAGUGUAGUUACUAAUAAUGCACACAGAACCCCGAGGUGAAAGAUGCUGGAGUUGUUUCAAAUCUUUAAUAAUAAUUAUUGUUGCCUCUUUCUUUUGUCUCUUCUUUUCUUGCUUCCUUGCAAAGCUAGAUUCUGCUACUACUUACUAUAUUGAAUAGCGUUUAAGCAAACACAUAAUAUCCAGUUUGAGUGAAUCCUAAAAAAACAAGUCUUCUCUAAGAGUGAGCCCAAUGCAUUUCACCUAAGUAGAUAUUGAUUUUGGAAGUUGAUGCCAUAUUGCAAAUGCCAAUGUCGAGGCAAUUCUUGAACCUCCCAAAUCACCUCUAUCUUCUUGUCUUCCUCACCUUUCUACUAUUACAACAUGAUUUUACUAAUGCUUCCAAUAAUGAAGUUGAUGUGCUGCUUUCUUGGCUUCAUUCUAGCACUUCACCAAUUCAUCCAGCAUUCUCAAACUGGAAUCCUUUAGACUCCAACCCUUGUAAAUGGUCUCAUAUUGUUUGUUCUUCUCAUCUUUUUGUUACAGAAAUUGAUAUUCAGUCCAUUCAGAUGACUCUUCCUUUUCCUUCCAAUCUUUCCUCUUUACAAUCCCUUCAAAAACUAACCAUUUCUGGUGCUAAUCUCACUGGAACCAUCCCAAAUGACAUCGGAGAUUGCAUUUCACUUGUAACACUUGAUGUCAGUUCAAAUGGUCUUGUUGGUAGCAUACCGAAAACUAUUGGUCAGUUGACAAAUCUUGAGGAUUUGAUCUUGAACUCUAACCAGUUAACAGGUGAAAUCCCAGCAGAGGUUGGUCAUUGCAUUAACCUGAAAAAUCUUAUUAUCUUUGACAACAUGCUUAGUGGGAAUCUUCCUACUGAACUGGGAAAACUUGGAGUUUUAGAAUCUAUAAGAGCAGGAGGGAACAAAGAUAUCAGUGGGAAAAUUCCAAAUGAGCUUGGGAAUUGCAAGAACUUGUUAGUGUUAGGACUUGCUGACACAAAAAUUUCAGGUUCUCUUCCUCCAUCAUUGGGAAAUCUUAGUAAGCUUCAAGUGUUGUCUAUUUAUACAACAAUGCUUUCUGGCCAAAUACCUCCAGAAAUAGGCAACUGUUCAGAGCUAGUUGACUUGUAUUUAUACCAAAAUAGUCUGUCAGGUUCACUGCCAGCAGAGCUAGGAAAGCUUCAGAAAGUAGAAAAGAUGCUAUUUUGGCAAAAUAAUCUUGAUGGGCCAAUUCCUGAUGCAAUUGGGAAUUGCAAAAGUUUGGUCAUUCUUGAUCUUUCUUUGAAUUUUUUAAGUGGAAGCAUCCCUUGGUCUUUUGGGAACCUUACUAAUCUCCAAGAGUUGAUGAUUAGUAAUAACAACAUUUCUGGUUCAAUCCCAUCUGUUCUUUCUAAUGCCACAAACCUGUUACAGUUGCAGAUGGACACUAAUCAAAUUUCAGGCUCGAUUCCUCCGGAAAUGGGGCAGUUGAAGGAGUUAAAUGUAUUCUUUGCUUGGCAGAACAAGCUUGAAGGAAGCAUUCCUCCUGCAUUGGCUGGUUGCAAAAGCCUCCAAGCUUUGGAUUUAUCGCACAAUUCUCUCACUGGUAGCUUACCUCCUGACCUUUUUCAGUUAACUAAUUUAACCAAGCUUCUGUUGAUUUCGAAUGAUCUUUCUGGUUUUAUCCCACCUGAGAUAGGUAAUUGUAGCUCUCUUAUUCGUAUACGACUUGUUGGCAAUAAGCUUACCGGACAAAUUCCAAGAGAAAUAGGAUUUCUUGACAACCUUAGUUUUCUUGACUUCUCCGAGAACCACCUUAAAGGAUCAGUUCCUGCGGAGAUUGGCAAUUGUAAGGCACUGCAAAUGCUGAAUCUAUCUAAUAACACUCUAAGUGGGAAUUUACCUAGCUCUCUUUCUUCUCUCAGUAGGCUAGAGGUUUUGGAUGUUUCCUUGAAUCAGUUUAACGGUCAGAUUCCAGCUAGCUAUGGUCAACUUACUUCCCUUAACCGACUUGUUCUUAGUAAGAAUGCCUUGUCUGGACCGAUUCCCUCAACUCUGGGAAAUUGUUCAAGCCUCCAAUUGCUUGAUCUAAGCGGGAAUGAGCUGUCAGGGAACAUGCCAGUGGAAUUGUUUGACAUUCAGGCCCUUGACAUUGCCUUGAAUUUAAGCUGGAAUCUGUUGAGUGGGGUAAUCCCACCACAGAUAUCUGACUUGAACAAACUUUCAGUACUAGACCUUUCCCACAACCAGCUUGGAGGAGACUUAUUGGCUCUUUCGGGGAUGGAAACUCUGGUCUCCUUGAAUGUUUCCUACAACAAUUUCACCGGCUACCUCCCUGACACCAAGUUGUUCAGGCAAUUAUCAGCAGCGGAGCUGGCAGGCAACAAAGGUUUGUGCUCAUUGGGACAUAAUUCUUGUUUCUUGAGCAAUGCUGAAGGCGGGAGUAAUAGAAAUGUAAGACGGUCAUGGAGGCUGAAAUUAGCAAUUGCACUGCUUUCUGUGGUGACUAUAGCCUUGGCAAUCCUUGGAAUGCUGGCAGUUUACAGAGUGAGAAAAAUGAGCAAAGAAGAUAAUGAUUCUGAAUUGGGAGGAGGGGAUUCAUCAGCUUGGAAGUUUACUCCAUUCCAGAAGUUGAAUUUUUCUGUUGAACAAAUUUUGAGAUGCCUAGUGGAAUCUAAUGUGAUUGGAAAGGGAUGCUCCGGGGUUGUUUAUCGUGCACAACUUGAAAAUGGUGAAGCAAUUGCAGUCAAGAAGCUAUGGCCAACCGCAUUGGCAAGCCAAAAUUUUAAGUCAGGAGGAGAUAGUGUAGGAGUUCGAGAUUCUUUCUCAACCGAGGUAAAAACCCUUGGCUCCAUCCGUCACAAGAACAUCGUUAAGUUCUUAGGUUGCUGCUGGAAUCAGAACACUAAGUUGCUCAUGUAUGACUACAUGCCUAAUGGAAGCUUAGGCAGUGUUCUACAUGAACGAAGGGGUGGAUGUGUGGAGUGGGAGUUGAGAUACAAGAUUGUCCUUGGUGCAGCUCAGGGGCUUGCUUAUUUACACCAUGAUUGUACACCUCCAAUUGUUCAUAGGGAUAUCAAGGCCAACAACAUUCUCAUCGGCCUUGACUUUGAGCCUUACAUUGCAGAUUUUGGUAUAGCCAAACUUGUCGAUGAUGGAGAUUUUGCUCGAUCCUCCAAUACAGUAGCUGGCUCGUAUGGAUACAUAGCACCAGAGUAUGGAUACAUGAUGAAGAUAACAGAGAAAAGUGAUGUUUAUAGCUUUGGAGUAGUUGUCUUGGAGGUGUUGACAGGAAAGCAACCAAUUGAUCCUACCAUACCAGAUGGUCUACACAUUGUGGAUUGGGUAAGGCAGAAAAGAGGCAAUGUUGAAGUCUUGGAUGUAAGCUUACAUGCUCGGCCCGAAUCAGAAAUUGAAGAGAUGAUGCAGACCAUAGGAGUAGCUAUCUUAUGUGUUAAUCCAACUCCAGAUGAUAGACCAACAAUGAAGGAUGUCGCAGCAAUGCUCAAAGAGAUAAGACAUGAGAGAGAGGAGUAUCAGAAAGUUGAUAUGCUCCUUAAAGAUGGAGAGAAAUUAGGCAAUGACACUAAGAGUACUAGUGAUGGAGGGCCUUCUUCAAAGAUACAUAGCUUCUACUUGCAAAGCAAUAAUACAAGCUUUUCUGCAUCUUCAUUGUUACAUUCUUCUUCCUCCAACACCAAGAUUGGCUUCAAAUAGACAUCUCACUCACUAGUUUUCAAGUCAUUAGUUUGUUUCUUUCUUAUAGGAUUUUUUUUUUUUUUUUUAACUCCCCCUCACUAGUUAUGUCUCUCCUUGAAAUUUGUUUACUGUGAAUUUAUGGUCUUUACUAAUGACCAGAAAUUUGUAAAAAGAAGUCCUGAACCAUCUUCUUUCUG
This is a messenger RNA of Lycium ferocissimum, 4837 nucleotides long. Its product is annotated as LRR receptor-like serine/threonine-protein kinase RGI2. Gene Ontology annotation, molecular function: receptor serine/threonine kinase binding; ATP binding; protein kinase activity. Gene Ontology annotation, biological process: protein phosphorylation. The coding region runs from base 1266 to 4658 and encodes 1130 amino acids. The transcript is spliced from 2 exons. The record is from RefSeq and is a predicted model, not a curated record. Lineage: Eukaryota; Viridiplantae; Streptophyta; Magnoliopsida; Solanales; Solanaceae.